UCUCUUCUUCCUAGUCCUUCUCCGUUUUCGCCUUCUUCUCUUCCUCACGCCUCGCAUCCCCACUCGCCCUCCUCGGCCCCAGCCUCGGACACGCCAGCCCCAAUCCAGCCGGCCCACGGGCUUUUGCCCAACGACGAGCCGCAGCAACCGAUGCUGGGCUCGAUGCUCCACUGGGGCAUGCUACCGCAAUCCAGCCAUUCGUCAGGACUCCUGUUGGCCACCUCCAACGCACCGAAUGUAUCACAUGCGAUGGAGACGGCGGCCAGUCGACAUCAAGUGAUCCAAUUUCAGCAACCUCUUCUGCCUUUACAGCUCGCUCUGGAAGUACAGGCACAAAAUCAGCCGCAUCUUCAGCUCCAACAUCAUCCUCCAACCCAGCCGGAGCAGCUGCGAGGGCAGCAACAACAGCGCCGAAAAUUGCCACAGCAACAGACGGGUCUACAUCCUGAUCAAAUGCAUCAUCUCUUCAAGGACUUCCAGCUGAACCUCCUGGCGUCGAAGACGCAAAAGCCGCCGUUUCAUCUCCAGCAUCAGCUGGAGCAGCUGUUGCGACAACAGCAACAGCAACAGCAACAGCAGCAGCCCCACCACCCCCACCACCCCCACCACCAGCAUCACCAGCAUCACCACCAACAGCAACCUCCUGAUCAGCCGCUUAAUCCCAAAGACACAAGCCCGGCUUCUCAUUUGUCCACGGCCAGUCUCGUGCAGAUCCUCGGCCGAGGGAAAAAGGGCUUGUUCCCUUGGACCACGGGGAACUACAACCCGGCCUACCUGUCGGCCAUCCCGUUGCCCACCUCCACCGAUGGCCAGCAAAUGCCACAGCUGCCCACUAGUCUGGACAAACCUCACUGGCCAGGUAAGCCAGUAGACAAGCCUUAA
This is a messenger RNA of Protopolystoma xenopodis, 882 nucleotides long. NCBI's taxonomy places the organism in Eukaryota, Metazoa, Platyhelminthes, Monogenea, Polystomatidea, Polystomatidae. The record is from the annotation of a GenBank genome assembly.